Messenger RNA from Geodia barretti, 1197 nucleotides. The record is from the annotation of a GenBank genome assembly. Lineage: Eukaryota; Metazoa; Porifera; Demospongiae; Tetractinellida; Geodiidae.
AUGAAGUGGGCCUCUGCAAUUUCAGAACAAACCGCCGUCGAGUCGGCUAUUGAGGAGUGCGCUGUCAGCCUUCGGGCGCAGCUGGGUGGUGAUUCACCUGACCUGGCUGUCGUAUUCGCCUCCUCCCACUAUCAACAGAACUUUGAAGCCAUACCGGAACUGGUUCGGCAUGAACUGGGUUCCGAGGAGGCGCCCCCAGUGGUCCUGGGCUGUUCAGGCGGGGGCAUCAUCGGGAACGGCCAGGAAGUGGAACAGAGGCCGGCCCUGUCCAUUACCGCCGCUUCCCUUCCCGGAGUGACCGUCACACCCUUCCACCUCGCCAGCGACGCUCUGCCGGACUUGGAUGCCGGUCCCACUUCCUGGGAAGAAUUGCUUAAGGUCAGUCCCGCUGACUCUCCCCAGUUUGUAUUGCUGGCAGAUCCCUUCUCCUUCCCGGUUCAGAACCUGAUAAUGGGCAUGGACUUCGCCUACACCGGCGCCGCCAAAAUCGGCGGCCUGGCCAGCGGAGGACAGCAGCAGGGCGGUAAUGCCCUGUUCCUGGGCAACCGGGUCCACCGGUCCGGGGCGAUCGGUGUGGCCCUGCACGGCAAUAUCACUGUCGAUACGGUGGUGGCCCAGGGUUGCCGUCCCAUCGGGAAAACCAUGCGCAUAACCCAGAGUCGGCAAAACAUGCUGGAAUCCCUGGACGGCGAAACGCCCUUGAACGUCCUCAGGGGCCUUUUCCCGACGUUGAAUGAACGAGACCAGGGCUUAAUGCGCAAUUCUCUUUUUCUUGGCGUGGUAAUGGACGACUUCAUCGAAGAGCCCCAGCAGGGCGAUUUCUUGAUCCGAAACGUCAUGGGCAUGGACGAUCGCAGCGGUUCCCUGGCUAUCGGCGAAAUGCUGAAAGAGGGGCAACUGGUCCAGUUCCAUCUCCGGGAUGCCGACACGUCAGCCCAGGACUUGGCGGCAGUGCUUGACCGCUACGCCGGGGACAACCGGGAAAACCAGGCCCAGGGGGCUCUGCUCUUCUCCUGCCUGGGACGAGGUCAGUACUUGUACGGUAAACCCAACCACGACACCGACCUGUUCCGGGACAAACUGGGCGCCGUUCCGCUGGGAGGCUUUUUCUGUAACGGGGAAAUCGGCCCGGUCAGCGGUACGACUUUCCUGCACGGCUACACCAGUUCCUUCGGCAUAUUCCGCCCCAAGAUGUAG